Molecule: messenger RNA, 1088 nt
Organism: Magnolia sinica
Lineage: Eukaryota; Viridiplantae; Streptophyta; Magnoliopsida; Magnoliales; Magnoliaceae
Product: small ribosomal subunit protein cS22-like
Exons: 4
Coding region: 171-926 (251 amino acids)
Cellular component (GO): cytosol
Molecular function (GO): mRNA binding
Source: RefSeq, a predicted model, not a curated record
GCUGCUCUUUUGCUGCUCUAUUAAAGAGGUCCCGACUGGAUAAAGCUCCAUUUCAAAUCUCAUCCGCUUCUUUCUCAUCUCUCUUCGAAACCCCUAAUUCCCGUUGCGGAAUGCAAGACCCUACUCUCCUCCUCUUCUGAAAUCUAUUUCUUCUCCCUAUCUCUGUUGAAAUGGCUGCAAUUUCUUCUCUGCUAUCUCCCAAUCUCCUCCAACAGCCUUCAAGACUCCGCAACCGAACGCCCAAACCCUCACUUCCACUCCUCAAAGUAGCUUCUUCCUUCCACGGAUCCCAUGCCUUUCUCAUCUCCUCAAACCCUAGAAAACCCCUGAGAAUCUCUGCUCAGGUUCAGGAAGCCCCAGUUUCGACCCGAGACCCGUCCUCCGAGGCAGCGAGGAGACUGUACGUCGGAAACAUUCCCAGGACCGUCACCAAUGAGGAACUCACACGGAUAUUCGAAGAACAUGCCUCCGUUGAAAAGGCUGAGGUUAUGUAUGAUAAGUACUCUGGAAGGAGUCGUCGUUUUGCAUUUGUCACUAUGAAAACAGUAGAGGAUGCAAAUGCAGCUAUUGAGAAGUUGAAUGACACGGAAAUUGGGGGACGGCAAAUCAAAGUAAAUGUGACGGAAAAGCCUUUGCAGCCUGUGGAUGUGUCUCUUCUCCAGGCUGAGGAAUCGACGUUCAUUGACAGCCCUCACAAAGUUUAUGUAGGGAACCUUGCAAAGACUGUGACCUCCGAAACACUCAGCCAAUUCUUCUCUGAGAAGGGAAAGGUUCUUAGUGCGAAAGUGUCGCGAGUGCCAGGGACCUCAAAAUCCAGUGGGUUUGGGUUUGUUUCAUUUUCUUCUGAUGAGGAUGUAGAACUUGCCAUUUCAUCAUUUAACAAUUCUCUACUGGAAGGGCAACAGAUUCGUGUCAACAAGGCCUAAUGCUGCGGAUUAGGAACUUGGGAGCUUGGAGAUGCUUAUUAUGUUUUGCAACCCCCUUUUUUUUCUCCUUUUGUUGAUAAUCCGAGUUUGUGUUGACAAACAGUUGUAGAAACAUGCCUUGUUUUUCUUUCUCACGUUGGUUGUAUGCAUAAAAUUUUCUUC